CUCUCUGCCAGCGACCAAAUCGAAGCUUGAGAACAAGAAGGCGUCGAAAAUGGUUUUUCUUAGCACGUUGGUAAAAACAGCUUACUCGUUGAACAGCUUCGUCUUUGAGGCGGAAGACAUUACAUUCGGUUCGCCUUGGUGGUUCGUGGUCGUCGGCGUGGCGUGUCUCCUCGUUCUCUUCGCUGGGAUAAUGUCUGGACUCACACUCGGACUAAUGUCUCUUGGCCUCGUCGAGCUCGAGAUUCUCCAGCAGAGUGGCUCCUCCGCCGAGAAAAAGCAGGCCGCUGCUAUCUUACCAGUGGUGAAGAAGCAGCAUCAACUUCUUGUGACUCUGCUUCUAUGCAAUGCAGCUGCCAUGGAGGCCCUUCCUAUAUGUUUGGAUAAGAUAUUUCACCCUUUUGUGGCUGUUUUGCUUUCGGUUACUUUUGUUCUUGCUUUUGGAGAGAUCAUUCCGCAAGCUAUAUGCUCGAGAUAUGGACUUGCUGUUGGUGCUAAUUUUUUGUGGCUGGUUCGCAUUUUGAUGAUAAUCUGCUAUCCCAUUGCGUACCCUAUUGGAAAGGUUCUUGAUGCGGUGAUUGGGCAUAACAACACACUGUUUAGACGAGCUCAGCUGAAAGCUCUUGUCUCAAUUCACAGCCAAGAGGCUGGUAAGGGAGGUGAAUUGACACACGAGGAAACAAUGAUUAUAAGUGGAGCCCUGGAUUUAAGCGAGAAGACGGCUGAGGAGGCUAUGACGCCAAUUGAAUCAACGUUUUCCUUGGAUGUAACUACAAAGUUAGACUGGGAAACAAUUGGGAAAAUACUGUCGAAAGGUCAUAGUCGAAUCCCAGUCUACUUAGGGAAUCCAAAAAACAUCAUUGGGCUUCUACUGGUGAAGAGUCUUCUAACUGCAAGAGCAGAAGCAGAGACACCCAUAAGUUCUAUUUCCAUCAGGAAGAUCCCAAGGGUUCCAUCAGACAUGCCAUUGUAUGAUAUCCUCAACGAGUUUCAAAAGGGAAGCAGUCACAUGGCUGCCGUUGUCAAAGUCAAAGACAAAGACAAAAGGAAGAAUAUGCAGUUGCCGAGUCACGAGGAAACACCCAAAGAAAAUAUGAACAUAUUAUAUUCGUGUCAUCCUCAAUUGACAGCUCCUUUGAUCAAGCAUGUUGGUGAAAGGCAUGAUGUUGUUGUUGUUGAUAUUGAUAAAGUACCAAAGCAUGUGGAAAAUAAGGGAAUAAAUUUCAAACGAAACGGUAUUGUGACAAGGGACUUGCCGCGUAUGCUGGAAGAUAACGAGGAUGAAGAAGUUAUUGGCAUCAUCACGUUAGAAGAUGUCUUUGAAGAACUUCUGCAAGCAGAAAUAGUGGAUGAAACCGACGUUUACAUUGAUGUACAUAAAAGAGUACGAGUGGCGGCCGCAGCAGCAGCUGUAUCAUCCAUAGCACGUGCUUCGCCAUUGGAGUAUCAUCAAAGCAAGGGAGGAGUAACGGUGAAGAAGCUUGUGGGGAAAGAAGGAAGAAGUACGAAGAAUAAUUACACAACAAAAAUCACGGAGCCUCUUUUAUCAGGAAUCUGAUAGAUAAAAUUUUGUUUUAUACCCCUCUUGUGUUAAUUAUUUCAAGGCUUAAAGCUCAGUGUCCUCUCAUUAAUCCUGUAUCACAUCUCUUAAACACGUACAUU
Raphanus sativus (radish) is the source of this 1659-nucleotide messenger RNA. RefSeq names its product putative DUF21 domain-containing protein At1g03270. Bases 50 to 1555 code for a protein of 501 amino acids. The transcript is spliced from 13 exons. Gene Ontology annotation, biological process: magnesium ion homeostasis. NCBI's taxonomy places the organism in Eukaryota, Viridiplantae, Streptophyta, Magnoliopsida, Brassicales, Brassicaceae. The record is from RefSeq and is a predicted model, not a curated record. Gene Ontology annotation, cellular component: intracellular membrane-bounded organelle.